Molecule: messenger RNA, 927 nt
Organism: Paramecium tetraurelia
Lineage: Eukaryota; Ciliophora; Oligohymenophorea; Peniculida; Parameciidae
Exons: 2
Source: RefSeq, a predicted model, not a curated record
AUGUUAAAUGAAACCUUUGAAGUUUAUUUUAAAAAAAAAGGAAAAUCUUAAGAAUUUUAAUGCUAGUUUUUAUAACUAAAAAUGUAAGUGGCAAAAUUUGAUAAUGAAAUCCCUUUCGAUUGUUUAGUAUUAAUUGAUUAAAAUGACUAAGUAUAUAGUGCCACUUAAUAAUCAGAAUAAUAAAGAAAAUAGAAUUUAAUGUAUACAGUCUAUGAUGUUAGAGAUAUAAUAAUUUAAGAAAGAAUUAGGUAAAAAUAAUUAUUAUAAUAAAAUCGAGAACCCACAGAAGAAAUUCUUAACUUAAAAGCUAAACUUUAUGACUAAGCUUAAUAAAUUUAGAAGAUGGAUAAAAGAAUUUCUUAACUUUAAGGAGAAUCUUACUAUUAAAAAGCUGAAUCCGACAAAAUAAUCUAAGAACUAAAUAAUCAAAUUUGUUCUUUAAAAGAAGAAAAAUAGAGAGCUGAAUCUACUUUCCAAAUUUUAAUAGCAGAAAAAAUUGAACAAUUCUAAUUUGUUCAAGAAUAAAAGUCAUAUCAAGAAAGAGAGUAAAAAAAUGAAAUUGAAAGAUUGAAAAAAGUUAUAGGAUAAUUUGAAUUCGACAUAAUGGAUUAAAGGACUAACAAUAAGGAAGAUAUUUAGAAAAAUAAGGAGCAAUAUGAAAAAAAAAUUUAACAAUUAUAGGAGGAAUUAACGUAAUAAGAACAUAAGUUUUUAAAAAGUAAUCAAGAAUUAAUAGAUAUGAAAAUGGCUUGCGAAGUUUAAAUUAAAGAAUUAAGCGAUUAAUCAAAGAUGUUAAAAUUUGCUAUGGAUGUGACUAAUGAAUAACAUUAAUUAGUUAAAUUCGAAAAUUAAAAAUUAAAUAAUAAAGUUGAGACCUUGACAUAAAGGCUUUAUGAGUUAUAAAAUAACAAUAAAACCAACUCUUGA